UUUGACGCCGUUUUUAUCGAUCGUAUGGUGUCAUGAAAUGUAAAAAAAGUUUAUUUUAAUAAACGUUUUUAAUAUUACUGUAUGUACAAAUACCUUCACUAUACCUGUAAUUUUCUAUUUAUUUAUAAAAAAAUAAAUCGUUAUUUUUAAAUGAAACAACUGUUGCUAACUGUUAUUUCUAUGCAAUUUUUUACUGCAAUAUAAUUUGCAAUUUUUUACUGCAUUAUAAUACCUACAUACAUACUUAGAACCACACUUGUAUUAGAAUUUAAAAAAUAGAAACGGCGACAUGAAUUGCGUAAUCGAAAAAAAAACGACGUCGAAGACGGCUGGGGAAUGGCAAUCGGUGAUAAUUUUGGGGAGGUUAGUCUCUACACGUCAUUUCCUAAAAAUUUGAAGAAUUUUCCAAACGAAGAAGUGACAUUAUCUAAUACAAAUCUAAAAAGGAAGCAGAGACGAUACAGAACGACAUUUUCAAAUUAUCAACUAGAAGAACUUGAAAGAGCUUUCAGUAAAACCCACUAUCCGGACGUGUUUUUUCGCGAAGAACUGGCUUUGAGAAUAGACUUGACGGAAGCAAGAGUGCAGGUUUGGUUUCAAAAUCGCAGAGCAAAAUGGAGAAAACAGGAUAAAAAUUCUCCGAAGUAUAUGGGAAACACAUCUGCCAAUGAUUGUCCUUCCGCAAUAGAUUCGCCGCUUAACUUUGUGACGUCAGAUAAUGUCAGCAACUCAAACGUGUAUUUGGGAUUGGAGUGGCCAAAUAUGAUAUCUCCUAUUCAAUUUGCACCCUCUUCUUCGACUGAACUAUACCUCAAUCCGCAGCAGAUAAUAGAAACCUCUCAACGGCAUAUCAGCCAAGACAAUUCCUGUCACAUAAAUCUAAGUUUAGCCGAACCUACAAAUCUUAUUCAGCCAAGCCUAAUGGAACAUGCAUCUUCGCAAAAUAGCACCCUAACUAUUUCGAUGGAAAGUUUUUUAGAUAAUUCAAUAAGAAACAGUCCGGAUGAUAGAUGUGUUGGACAAGGAGUUUGUGCUCUAGAGCAAUGCCCGCUUGAAAAUGCCUGUUCCAUCGAAUGUAGCUCGAUACAGAAUUCAAUAUCGGCUUCAAGGCAUGCUUUACUUUCCGAAAUGGGCGAGGAAUGUUUGAAUUUGGGAAUUCCGGACUGCAAAGAAGACGACGACGAUAUAUCAAUCGAUUCCGAUCUGCUUACUUUAAAGCCAAAAAUUAAAUGCGUAAAUUAUCCAAAUGAUGAUCACCGGUCGUUGAAUUAGUUAUCUACUAAUAUUUCUUUUUAUAUGUCAUAAAUAUCAAGUUUAUAUGUUAAAUAAAAAUAAUAAUAAGUA
Molecule: messenger RNA, 1344 nt
Organism: Sitophilus oryzae (rice weevil)
Lineage: Eukaryota; Metazoa; Arthropoda; Insecta; Coleoptera; Curculionidae
Product: homeobox protein ceh-30-like
Exons: 5
Coding region: 337-1272 (311 amino acids)
Biological process (GO): regulation of transcription by RNA polymerase II
Molecular function (GO): RNA polymerase II transcription regulatory region sequence-specific DNA binding; DNA-binding transcription factor activity, RNA polymerase II-specific
Source: RefSeq, a predicted model, not a curated record